AUGGCGUCUCCUUCAGACGGUGAUAUCCGUUCGCAGACGCCAAUGGCGCAAGACCUGUCCUCUUCGACCGUCAACGCUGCUGAGAGCCAAUACACGCCUGCCGACUACAAGCGUGUGCUACGCAAGGUCGAUAUGAUCCUGCUGCCUCUCAUGUGGGUAUGCUACGGCACCCAGCAGGCCGAUAAGACUUCUAUUUCGACUCAAGCCACGUUUGGGAUGCGCGAAGACACAGGCCUGGUCGGACAGCAGUUCUCCUGGUUGACCACCAUAUUCUACAUCAUGUAUCUUAUCGGCGAAGCCCCCGGUAACUACAUCAUGCAGCGUACUUCAUUGCGCUACACCUUGGCCGCCUGCAUGUUCGUCUGGGGAAUCAUUGUGCUCAGCAUUGGCUUCACCCAUAAUUUCACCCAGCUCAUGGUGCUGCGCGCCCUCCAGGGCUUCGCCGAGUGCACCAUCUCACCAGCUUUCCUGCUGAUCACUGCCACCUUCUACGUCUCGCGCGAGCACACGAUGCGCUCCAUCGUUUGGGGCACCUCCAACGCUGGCAUGGGAAUCAUCACGCAGCUCAUCAUGUACGGCAUUGGCAAGGGCGCCGCGCACAACCCCAAUGGCAUGCAGCCGUGGCGGUACAUUAGCAUCUUCCUUGGCUGUCUGACCAUUCUGCUCAGCGUCUUUUCCUACUUCAUUCUCGGAACCCCGAACGAAGUCAAGUGGCUCAACGCCGAGGAGAAGCGCAUUGUGGCUGCCCGCGUAGUGAGCAAUCAGACGGGAUCCGAGAGACAGAAGCACAGCGAGUGGAAAUGGGACCAGGUCAUCUCGGCAUUCAAAGACCCACAGACGUACUUCUUUUUCUUCACCGUCAUUGUCAACUCGUUGCCGAAUGGAGGAACCACAUCGUUUGGAAACCUAGUGUACGUGUCGUUCGGCUUCACCCCCUUGGAGACGCUCGUGAAGGGCAGAAUCCCCCAGGAUGUCGUUUCAAUUUGCUGGUUUCUCUUUGUCGGAAUCAUGACUCUGAAGAAACCCAACCUCCGAUUCAUCUUUAUGGUCAUUUCUACAAUUCCCGCCUUUAUUGGCAUGCUCGCCCUCGCCCUCCUCCCCAAGGAUGGCAUGCUCUGGACUCGCUGGGGUCUCUACCUGAUGACUGUCACUGGAAAUUUGCCCGGCCUCCUCAUUUGGACGUUCCUUCCGUCCAAUGUCGCCGGUCGUACUAAGAAGUCCGUCACCGGAACUGUUAUCUUUGUCGCAUACUGCGUUGGCAACUCCAUCGGCGCCCAGACCUUCCGAGCUGAGUGGGCACCUAAGUAUAUCCCAUCCAUCAUUAUCUGCGCGACCAUGUACGCGCUAGAGUGCUGUCUCUUCAUCUGCUGGAGGUUCUAUUACAUCUGGCAAAACAAAAUCCGAGAUAAGAAGGUGGCUGAAAUGGGCCUGACAGCUGAGGAGUCUGCUCACCAAGGCCAGAUCAACGGAGAGUCGGAUAUGACCGACCGGGAGAACAUCCAUUUUCGAUACAGCAUGUAG
Ilyonectria robusta is the source of this 1521-nucleotide messenger RNA. RefSeq names its product major facilitator superfamily domain-containing protein. The coding region runs from base 1 to 1521 and encodes 506 amino acids. Gene Ontology annotation, molecular function: transmembrane transporter activity. Gene Ontology annotation, cellular component: membrane. Lineage: Eukaryota; Fungi; Ascomycota; Sordariomycetes; Hypocreales; Nectriaceae. The record is from RefSeq and is a predicted model, not a curated record. The transcript has 4 exons. Gene Ontology annotation, biological process: transmembrane transport.